CUAAUCCAAAAGUCGCGUGCUGUGCUCUGCUCUGCUCUCGCCUCGCACGGACUCGUGGUAAAGGAUGGAGACCAUGUCGGCUCUCGCGAGGACGGCGCCGCCCCUUGCUGGGACCAUUCGCCGGCCCUCAUGCGCGCUGAGGCCGACGGCGUCCCUCUCCUUCGCCGCCGCUUCAACGACGCCCCGCGGCCGGCUCGGGCUGGGGCUGAGCACGGCGCCGGCGGGGAGCGGGAGGGCGGCCAGGGCUCGCGCCGUCCCGCGGCGCAUCGUCGCCUCCUCGGAGGUUGAGCAAAGCUACAUUAUGAUCAAACCAGAUGGUGUUCAGCGUGGUCUGGUUGGAGAGAUUAUUUCUCGCUUUGAGAAGAAAGGGUUUUUGUUGAAAGGCUUAAAACUUUUCCAGUGCCCCAAGGACUUGGCGCAGGAGCAUUACAAGGAUUUGAAGGAUAAACCUUUCUUUCCUAAGCUGAUCGAUUACAUAACUUCUGGCCCUGUUGUCUGCAUGGCCUGGGAGGGUGAUGGUGUUGUUGCAUCAGCUCGGAAAUUAAUAGGAGCUACUAACCCCCUUCAAGCUGAACCAGGGACUAUAAGGGGUGAUCUUGCAGUUCAAACUGGAAGGAACGUUGUCCAUGGAAGUGAUAGUCCUGAUAAUGGCAAGCGUGAAAUUGAACUGUGGUUCAAAGAAGGCGAGGUCUGCCAAUGGGAAUCAGUUCAAGCACCGUGGCUUAUAGAAUAACUAUUGCUAAUCAUUUCCAGAGUUGUAUUCAAUGUUUUUUUUUGUGUUCGUCUUGAUUCAAGGAGCCAUGCAAGAGUGUAUGAGUUUAGUUCGGCUAAGUAAUUAGCUCAUGAGGGCUUGAAUUAUCGGUUCUUUUUGAGGAUUGAGGAUUUGUGCAACUGAAACCUUUGAUCAGUUGCUCAUGUUGAGAAGCUAAUUUCUUGUCAUAUUUACAUGUAAUAAAGUCCCUCUACUACAGUAAUAAAUUAGUAUUUCCUCUGGUCCAAUU
This is a messenger RNA of Zea mays, 1001 nucleotides long. Its product is annotated as nucleoside diphosphate kinase 2. Gene Ontology annotation, molecular function: nucleoside diphosphate kinase activity. The coding region runs from base 65 to 733 and encodes 222 amino acids. The record is from RefSeq and is marked validated. Lineage: Eukaryota; Viridiplantae; Streptophyta; Magnoliopsida; Poales; Poaceae. Gene Ontology annotation, biological process: GTP biosynthetic process; UTP biosynthetic process; CTP biosynthetic process. The transcript has 7 exons.